This is a messenger RNA of Portunus trituberculatus (swimming crab), 3073 nucleotides long. Its product is annotated as ADP-ribosylation factor-like protein 6. NCBI's taxonomy places the organism in Eukaryota, Metazoa, Arthropoda, Malacostraca, Decapoda, Portunidae. The record is from RefSeq and is a predicted model, not a curated record. Gene Ontology annotation, biological process: cilium assembly; protein localization to cilium; intracellular protein transport. Gene Ontology annotation, molecular function: GTP binding; GTPase activity. The coding region runs from base 349 to 912 and encodes 187 amino acids. The transcript is spliced from 4 exons. Gene Ontology annotation, cellular component: cytoplasm; axoneme.
AAGUGAGGUGCGCACGGCGGGGUUCAUUUGUAAAGGGGAGCAGGUGUAAACAUUGCGGCUGUCACCUGUGCGUCACCUGCCGUCACCUGGGGCUGUACGUCACAGGUGAAGCGGCCUCAUACCAAGGCUGGUGAGGGGCUCUGGUGUUUUCAUAUUCCAGGCAACAAUGAUUUUGCAGGAGAGAGGAACACAAGAUAAGACACUCAAGUUUGUGGAGUAACACUAAUAGCAAUAGAAACAACCUACUCUGCAUCACCAUUGCUACCACCACCAGGACUCUGAGGAACUGUACAGGAGACAAACCAACAAUUUUCAGACCAGCUCGUGCGUCCUCUUGAGACAUUCACGAUGGGGAUGUUCGACAAGCUGGUGUUUGCUCUGGGCCUGAAGAAGAGGGAGGCGAGUGUGCUGGUCAUCGGCCUCGACAACUCAGGCAAGUCCACCAUGCUCAACCACUUCAAGUCUGAGGACCAGAAGAGCAACGAGAUUGUCCCCACCGUGGGCUUCAAUGUGGAGAAGUUCAAAGCAAGGAACGUGGGCUUCACUGCCUUUGACAUGUCUGGCCAGGGGCGGUACCGCAGCCUGUGGGAGCACUACUACCAUGACUGCCAGGGUGUCAUCUUUGUGGUGGACUCCAGUGACAAGCUGAGACUGGUGGUGGCUAAAGAUGAGCUGGACAUGUUCUUGCAGCAUCCAGAGAUUCGCACUCGCCGCCUGCCCAUCCUUUUCUUUGCCAACAAAAUGGACAUGCGUGAGGCAGUGAGCAGUGUGAAAGUGUCUGCAGCACUUGGUCUGGAGCGCAUCACCAACAAGCCAUGGCACAUCACCGCCUCCAAUGCCAUCACUGGGGAUGGCCUGCAUGAGGGAGUUGAGUGGCUCACCAACCAAAUCAAGGAGAACCUCAACAAGUGAACAGAGAGAUGUGCUCCCACACCCCCACAUCUUCCUUAACAGCCCCCUCCUUUUUCUGCAGGUCACACUUACUUUGAUGUUCAUGAAUUGUUUCUCAGCAUAGGCAGGUCGCUGACAUGAUAAGCUAGUGCUGCCAGUCACAUUCUUCCCUCUAGUCAGUGCAGUAUUAGCACCAGUGAACCAGAGGAGGUUCAUUCUCAACAUUCCGUCCAAGAGUUGUGAUGUUACAAUGCCUCUGUGAUGAGAGAUGUGCAGUACACAUUUGACUAAAUAAUUCCAUGUCACAGUAGAUUCUCACUCUAAUACCACUGUACUUUGUGAGAGAAGGUAGUCAUUAAGUUUAGAGGUCAUUAUAAGGAAUAUUUCCUCCUAAGAAGUAGGAGAGGUAUUGAUUGAUUUUUUAAGUCAGGUAUACUGUAAGUGCCGUAUUAUUUUUGCACAUUAACAUUUUCCCUUUCUCAGCUGUCUGGCAAUUCUUCUUUCCAAUAUUUUACCUCUGUAUCUAUGAUGUAAGAAUGAAAUCAUUGAUUAAUAUUAUUACUAUGCACUUUAUUUUACUUUAUUCACUGGUGUAUCUCAUAAUGAGAGGUUAAUGGCAUGUUAUAUUAGCUUCACAAUACCCAAGAUUUGUCCUGACUAGAGAAGCCUUCACAUACUGGCCUUGAUAGCUGUCUGGCCAGCUGAAGUACUUCUUGCUUCAAUACACUAAAGAGUGCAUUUGUUUCAAUCACACAGUUCUUCUCAUGCUUCAUCUCCUUAAUUGCUCUGUUUCACCACCACCGUAUGAAAAAAUGCAUCAGUUAGUCUCAGAAAAGUAUCCUUUGUAGAUUUUAGAUGCUAUAAGUUUGCCAUAAAUGUGAUACCUUCAGUUAUUCAUUUUAGCCAGUUUGAAGUUUUAUCUUAAUACCGUGAUAGUCAUUUCUAUUGUUUGCUUAUUUCCUGAAUAUGAUAUUUUGUAUUAUUCUCUUUUCCCUUCUAUAACUGACCAAUGUGAUGAGGUAGUGGGUAGACAUUAAGGUUGGCGUGUGUUAGAGUGAGACUUUACUUAGGUACAAUUUAGCUCUUACACAUGUAGUUAAGGUUGAGCUCGACAUAGGUGGCCUUCAGUUAGCCUUAUUGCCAAGUAGGAUCUGGCUUUGGCAUGCUCAGAAUAAAGCAAGUUGCAAUGCGUACGUGAUCUGGUUUCACAUUGCCAUAUUUCAAAAUAUCUUAUAAUGUAGUUAUUAACAUGGGCUUGAGGAUGUGUUUUAUUAGAUUAAUAAGUAGGUAUUUGCAACCUCUGUACAAGAAGUUGCUUCAGGAUGAUGGAAAGGCAACUCUCCUGUAUAAUAAGAUCUGUUGCUGAUGUGCUGAGCUGAACUAUCAUUCUCGUACAUCAACAGUGAAAGCCACUGCAAGAACAGUGUGAAGUGUGUGUGGCCCUAAUGAGGUACAGUACUGGAGAUGUCUAUUGUUGCCUGUUCAACUUGUCAAAGGUUGUGCUUGUUCCCAGAUCAGCUUGUAAAGUCUUUUCAUGCUUGGUACAACAGAGAAUUUAACUAAUUGCAAAAUUGGUAUGUACAGUGUCAGAUCUAUUACUUGUCUUAUAUAUAAGACAAAUUAGGUACAUGCUGUUAGCCUGCUUGUGGCCAAAUAUUGCUUCAGAAUUUAGACAUAUUAGGGCAAGCUGAAGUUUACUCCAGAAUUUGGACAUAUUAGGGCAAGCUGAAGUUUAAUGUUUACAACCAUCUUUAGAAAUGGUCUCUCAUUGUUAAGAGUAUUGCAUUAUUAGAAAACUGCAAUUGAAGAAAAAAAAAAAAAAAAAAAAAAAAAAAAAGGCUGGUGAAAAUGCUGUAUGGACAGCAAAGGAGCUUAUUGCUGUUGACUUACAAAAGACAAAGUGUAGGAAGGGAAACUGCUUAUCCUACUGUCAUUCAUUACAUAUCUAGUCUUUAAGCUAAGGCAUAUCAUGUAUGACAAGAGGUAUUGUCAGAGUGGCUUGGCUUAUGAGUGCCUGAGGUAAGCUAGUCAUGUCUUAACACUUAUUGGGGGAAGAGAAAUAUAGUAGGCCAUAUUUUUUGACAUUGGUUUUUCUAAGAGUUUGGCUUAAGGAUAGUGUAUACAUUUUAUAGACACCAAUUUAAUUCCAUCCAGAUGCACAAUAAAGCAUAAUUUAUUUAUA